Molecule: messenger RNA, 795 nt
Organism: Carica papaya (papaya)
Lineage: Eukaryota; Viridiplantae; Streptophyta; Magnoliopsida; Brassicales; Caricaceae
Source: RefSeq, a predicted model, not a curated record
UGACAAACAACCCGGUCUUCAGUCUUCCUGCAUUUCCUUUCAUUGCUAUUCUUCAUCUAUUCAAAGAAGAAGAAGAAGACAUACUGGAAUCGUAGUGGCAGAGAAGGAGGUAGAGAGAUAUGAGCGGUCACGAUUCAAAGUACUUCUCUACCACCAAGAAGGGAGAAAUCCCGGAGCUCAAAGAAGAGCUCAAUUCUCAGUACAAGGAUAAGAGAAAAGAUGCUGUUAAAAAGGUGAUUGCAGCAAUGACUGUUGGGAAGGAUGUCUCAUCACUUUUCACAGAUGUGGUGAACUGCAUGCAGACAGAAAAUUUGGAGCUGAAAAAGCUGGUUUAUUUGUAUCUUAUAAAUUAUGCCAAAAGCCAGCCUGAUCUUGCAAUUCUUGCUGUCAAUACUUUUGUGAAGGAUUCACAAGAUCCAAAUCCUCUCAUUCGUGCUUUGGCUGUACGUACAAUGGGAUGCAUUCGUGUUGACAAAAUUACGGAGUACCUAUGUGAUCCCCUUCAGAGGUGUCUUAAGGAUGAUGAUCCAUAUGUUCGCAAAACAGCAGCUAUAUGUGUUGCGAAGCUCUAUGAUAUAAAUGCUGAGUUAGUCGAGGAUAGAGGUUUUCUGGAAUCUCUGAAGGAUUUGAUAUCUGACAAUAAUCCAAUGGUUGUAGCAAAUGCUGUAGCUGCUCUUGCUGAGAUUCAAGAAAACACUAGUAGGCCUAUCUUUGAGAUCACUAGUCAUACGCUCUCAAAACUCCUCACUGCUCUAAAUGAAUGCACAGAGUAAGUUCAGCUUCAUACACUCUCAU